Molecule: messenger RNA, 432 nt
Organism: Mesorhabditis belari
Lineage: Eukaryota; Metazoa; Nematoda; Chromadorea; Rhabditida; Rhabditidae
Source: the annotation of a GenBank genome assembly
AUGAAAACCGCGCCACAAAAACAGCGACGAAAUGAGCGCGAGAGGAAUCGAGUCAACCAGGUGAACGUUGGCUUCAAUCGUUUACGAGAUCGAGUCCCAAAGCUGGCCGUAGCGCCGAACAAAAAGAUGAGCAAGGUGGAAACGCUACGCGAGGCGGUAAAAUACAUCCAGUACUUGCAAUGGUUGCUGCAGGCUGAAGGCGCUCAAGUGCCGCUGCCCUCACCCUCUCCGCCACCCCACGAAACGACUGCCUCGUCGAAUCAUGCAACCUAUGCGCAACAGCUUCCCUCAUCAGCUUCAUUUUUUCAAUCACAAGCCAACUUUUAUGGACAUCACUCUUUAAAAUCCGAGGAGUCUCCAACGUCGUCGAGUUAUUUCUCGGACAAUUCUUUCGAUGAAAACAAAUUUUUCUUAACAAUUAACGGUCAGAAU